UUGCGUUGUAUGUGCGUGCGACUGCUUUCCCAGGCUUUUGCAUAGCAUUGUUUUAAGGUUUAAACCUUAUUCUGCCGAUAUGGCAGCCACAGCACCGAACCCGGAGGAUUCGAACAGAAGCAGUGGCAGUGGAACCAGCCCACCCACUGUACUCGCGGGGGAUGGCGAUUCAGAGGAGGCCGAAGAUUUUACAUCUUCAACCCACUGCUCAGAGCUGUCUCGUCGGCAGAAUGAGCAGAGGAAGACCGGGUUGUUCUGCGAUGUGACGUUGGCCUUCAGUAGCGGGGCGGCCAGCGAAAGGGUACAAAGUUGCGAGUUCACGGCCCACCGUUCGGUUCUGGCUGCAUCUACGGACUAUUUCACCCCUCUACUGGGGGGGCAAUUUUCUGAGUCGCUGUCCGGGCGGGUGGAUAUGAAAGAAUGGAGCUCUGAAACGGGGCCCGACCCAGAGACAGUGGAAAGCGUCAUACAGUUCAUGUACACUGGUGAAAUACGAGUGAGCACCGCCAACGUUCACGAAGUAUUGGAACUAGCUGACAGGUUCCUGCUGGUGCAGCUGAAAGACUUUUGUGGUGAGUUCCUGAAGAAGAAGCUGAGCCUGGCUAACUGCGUAGCGGUGCACAGCCUGGCCCACAUGUACACGCUGGACCAGCUUGCCCUGCGUGCCGCUGACAUGAUCAGACGCAACUUUCACAAGGUCAUCCAAGACGAAGAAUUCUACACGCUCCCCUUCCACCUGGUGCGGGACUGGCUGUCCGACGCCGAGAUCACCGUGGACUCGGAGGAGGUGCUCUUCGACGCUGUCGUCAAAUGGGUACAGCGCAACGCUGAGGAGCGAGAGAAGAACUUUGAGGAGCUGUUUCGUCUCCUCCGGCUUCCCCAGAUCAUGCCCACCUACCUGACCCAGGUGGUCAAGAAGGAGCCCCUGGUGGCCAACAACGCUGCCUGCCUGCAGCUGGUGUCUGAGGCCGUGGAGGGCCACGCCAUUCGCUUUGAGAACCUCAAGUCAGUCGACCUAGAGUUCUGGGCGUCACACAUGGCAGCCUUCCAGCCGCGCUUCGGACAGAACAUGGACGUGAUCAUGGUGGUGGGCGGGGUGUCUGAGGGCGGCGACUACCUGAGUGAGUGCGUGGGCUACUUUGUGUACGAGGACCGCUGGGUUAACUUGCCCCACAUCCACAACCACCUGGAUGGCCACGCCAUCGCCACCACGGACUCCCACGUUUACGUAGCAGGCUCCAUGGAACCGGGCUUCGCCAAGACCGUGGAGCGUUACAACCCCAACCGCAACACCUGGGAACAGGUGAGUAACCUGACCACGCGCAAGCACUCCUUCGGCCUCACCUGCAUCAAGAACAUCCUGUACAGCAUCGGCGGCCACGGCAACUUCAGCCCGGGCUUCAAGGACGUGAGCGUGUACGAGCCCGAGCAGGACAAGUGGCACAACCUUGAGUCGGCGCCCAAGAUCCUGCGCGACGUGAAGGCGGUGAGCGUGGAGGAUCGCUACGUGUAUGUGACGGCCCGCACGCCCGUGGACACGGACAACGAGGACGGGCUGAAGACUGUGACCACGCGCUACGACACCGAGAGCCACCAGUGGCAGGAGGUAGACUCCCUGCCGCUCAUAGACAACUACUGUGUGUUCCAGAUGGCGGUGGCGCCCACCAACUUCUACCACACAGCCUCCUGCUGCCCCAAGAGCUAUGCCGUGCAGGACGAGACCGCAAAGCAGAAGAUCAGUGCUCGCAUCGCGGACGACAUCCUGGAGAGCCUGCCGCCUGAGGUCACCAGCAUCGAGGGCACCGCCAUCUGCUACCUGGGCGACGACGUGUUCGUGAUCGGUGGCUGGAAGAACAGCGACGACGUGGACAAGCAGUACCGCAAAGAGGCCUACCGCUACUGCGGCGAGCGGAAACGCUGGAUGCUGCUGCCGCCCAUGCCCCAGCCGCGCUGCCGCGCCACCGCCUGCCACGUACGCAUCCCCUACCGCUUCCUGUACGGCUGCCAGCGCUACCCUAUGCCACAGAACCUGGCGCGGCAGCGGGACCGCAUGCAGCAGAUGCAGCAGCUCCACCGCCGCACACUCACCCUGCGCAGGCAGCUGCAGUCGCAGAUCGAGUGCUGAACUCCAUUCCGUCCUCCCACAAGCGGCAGCAUUUCAGUGUCCGAUUCCCAUUCUCCUUUCAGUACUGUCCCUCCUGUCUAAUAUGCAGUUUGUUGAUAUUGCCACGCUUUCUUUGGUUGCUUUUAAUUUUUUGGCUCAGGUUUGUAGAAAGGUGAGAGAAAGUGUCUGUGGCAGUUGUAUGUGACAAUUAGCAUAGAAUAAACGUAUGACCAGACAAUGGAAUGAUACGCCAUGUAAAAAGGACAUUAUUUAUGUAUGCUUUUGGCCUUAUUAAAUAUGCCUUCUCUUAAUAUAUGCUUUAGCGUUUCCCAAACUUGGUCCUGAGGAACCCAAGGUGUGCACAUUUUGGUUUUUGCCCUAGCACUACACAGCUGAUUCAAAUAAUCGACGCUUGAUGACGAAUUGAUUAUUUGAAUCGGUUGUGUAGUGCAGUGGAGGCUGCUGAGGGGAGGACGGCUCAUAAUAAUGGCCGGAACGGAGCGAUGGAAUGGCAUCAAACACUUGGAAAACUUGUUUGAGUUAUUUGAU
Salvelinus namaycush (lake trout) is the source of this 2653-nucleotide messenger RNA. Its product is annotated as kelch-like protein 11. Gene Ontology annotation, molecular function: protein binding. The record is from RefSeq and is a predicted model, not a curated record. Bases 80 to 2125 code for a protein of 681 amino acids. NCBI's taxonomy places the organism in Eukaryota, Metazoa, Chordata, Actinopteri, Salmoniformes, Salmonidae. The transcript is spliced from 2 exons.